Molecule: messenger RNA, 714 nt
Organism: Exophiala viscosa
Lineage: Eukaryota; Fungi; Ascomycota; Eurotiomycetes; Chaetothyriales; Herpotrichiellaceae
Exons: 1
Coding region: 1-714 (237 amino acids)
Source: RefSeq, a predicted model, not a curated record
AUGGCUCUGCAGUCACUUCAAAGGCGCCUUGAUGCCACCACGGAAGAUCGUGUCGACCGAGACGGAGCCGAGCUGGCUGGGUGGCUGUUGUAUCAUCGACCUGAUAUCUUAUCGCGGCCAUUCCUUAGCACGACAGCAGCAGAAAAUUUGAAAUCCUGCACCCCACGGCGGGAGACACUGAUGGCGUCGCAUAAGAACCUGCCUUCCAUUGUAGGUCCCGAGGAUCUUCACAAAGUUGGUGAGGCUCCACAACCACCUCGUGAUACCGGGACACUGGAUAGCAAGAUGAAAAUGCUGGUCUGGGACGUUCAGAACAGCAGGAGCAUACCUCUCCAUCGACCGAUCCUUGCCAACCGACCAGAUGCACAGCGACGACUCGACCUGCAAAUCCACAAUAUCGUCAGAACGUGGGCCACCCAUCCCAUCCUUGCCUCGAGGCAUGAAAAGAGAGAGGAAGGCAAGAGAUGGCUCCGGUAUAGGCGAGAGGAGUAUCAACUGCAUCUUGCAACGGGCGUGCCUGUUGAGGAAUGGGAACGCCACCGAAAGCGGAUUCUGGAGAAGAGUGUGGAUCAAAGCAAUGGGACCGAGGACACUGAGCAAACCCAUAGUCGACUCCAUCAUCCUCCAGAAAUUACCACAUUGCCUGGACUUGCUGGUCUGGACUCUGCGGCGGAUGAAGUUUGCAGGGCGCCGGCAAGCAGGAGAAGGGCAUGA